Molecule: messenger RNA, 1816 nt
Organism: Lactuca sativa (garden lettuce)
Lineage: Eukaryota; Viridiplantae; Streptophyta; Magnoliopsida; Asterales; Asteraceae
Gene: MAPKKK14
Product: mitogen-activated protein kinase kinase kinase 14
Biological process (GO): signal transduction; protein phosphorylation
Molecular function (GO): protein kinase activity; ATP binding
Source: RefSeq, a predicted model, not a curated record
UAUUUUACUUUUGAAAUUAGUUGGCUCAUCAUCCUGUUUUUAUGUAGUUUUAACUUUUAACAUUAUAAUUACGAAAGUAUAUGUGAUCAUAAUUUUGGCACAUGUAAAGUCUUGUAACUUUACCGGAACAUAUGGAUGUUGUAACCUAACGUGAGUAACGACAACACACUGUGGCACUGUGCCAAGUGAUUGCAGUUAUUGCCCUGCCCUUUUAACGAUCAACCAUCGAGAUAAGGAUAAAACACCGUAUCAUUCUCCCCUCUUCUCACGCCAACUUCCUUCACUCCUUCUCUCUAUAAAUACCCUCCCUCCAAAAACCCCAUCUCCAUUAAUACCAAUCUUUUAUCUUUUCUCAAAAUGACCACCACACCGAAUUGGGUUCGAGGCCUUUGCAUCGGUCGAGGCUCUUUCGGAACUGUCAGUUUCGCCGUCGAUAAAUCCGAUGGUGGGGUCUUCGCGGUUAAGUCCGUGAAACAAAACUCCGAACGAUUCUCUCAAGCUUUGGAGAAUGAGAUUCGGAUUCUGAGAUCGUUGACCUCGCCUUAUGUUGUUGGGUAUCGCGGCGAUGAUGUCACCUCGGAGAAGGAGAAUUCUCCGGUGGUGUACCGGAACUUACACAUGGAGUAUAUGCCAGGUGGGACCGUUGCUGAUUUGGCAAAACACGGUGAGGAUGUCACUGUUCGGAGUUAUACGCGGUGUAUUGUGUCUGCGUUGAAGUACAUUCAUGAGAGAAAUAUUGUUCAUUGCGAUGUGAAAGGGAAGAAUGUGUUGGUCGGGGUGAUUCCAGGGGAGGCGAAGCUGGCGGAUUUUGGGUCGGCGGUGGAAUUUGGUGGUGCUCCGGUUUCUGGAACACGUGGUAGUCCGUUGUGGAUGGCGCCGGAGGUCGUCCGUGGGGAGUGUCAAGGACCGGAGUCUGAUGUUUGGUCAUUGGGGUGUACAGUGAUCGAAAUGGUCACCGGAAAGCCAGCGUGGGAAGACAGAGGAGUUGACACUCUGUUUCAAAUUGGGUACUCCGACGAGUUACCACAUUUGCCAGGUCACUUUUCCGACGAGCUACAUGAUUUUUUAAACAAGUGUCUCAGAAGAGACCCGUCUGAAAGAUGGACCUGCGAUCAGUUGCUCCGACACCCAUUUUUGCUAUCCUGCUCUUCUUCUUCUUCUUCUUCAUCUGAAUUCAUGGACAGAAAAUGGUCACCGAGAUGCGUGUUCGAUUGGUCGGACACAAAUUUCUCCGACGGAGAAACUUCGGAGAUUGAAAAUACAACUACGAAUUUGAAUUCUUCAAACGGGGUACGAAGGAUAGCUACAUUGGCUUCCAAUUCAUCGGCAAACUGGGAAUCCGACGGCUGGGAGGUGGUGAGGAAUGCGAAUGCGGCAGUCACCACCACGGAGUUUUCGGAAGAAGAUGAAAAUUUGACGACUACAGCAGCGGAGACGGCUGAAACUUGGCCGGAAUAUUCCUUUUCGGCUGCGAAUAACGAGGGCGAAAGAAUACGGGAAUAUAGAGAUUCUUCUAACGGGAGUUUUCAGUUUCACAAUGAUCAUCAGUGUACCAGAAACUAUGCACAAGGUACAAGUGGUGGUUGCAGCAGUAGAGACACGGAUAAUAAUUACAGUUGUUGUAUGUAUGUUUCAUUAAAGAAAUUAUUAUUGUUUAAUUCGAAUGCUGUCCGACACAUUUAUUAUAAACAACUGUUUCUGUUUAAUUUUAAACUACUUUGUGAUCUUUUUUCAGUCUGUUGUUUUCUUAUUAAUUACCCAACAACAAAUAUUCUGUUAAAUAAAGAUUAUCGAAAUGUUAGUUGUUAAGGUGAAA